GACGAGGAAGCGGGGACCAAGAAGCAAUAACAAACAAACCUAGCAGCAGCAAGCUAACGCAAGUUGGGGAGACUUAGCGUAUAGGUUGUCGUGUUUCCUUUCCAUAUCGGUGUAUAUUUUGUGCACCGCGUACAAAACGAUCUACACGGUGUACAAAAAAGACAUAUUUUAGUCUGUCACGUAGACAACGCCGUUGUUAUCUAACAUCUGCUAACAUUAGCCAAACGUCAGCUAGCGUUAAGUUAAUCCUCCCCGUCUUGGUCGUUUUCUUGUGAAAUGAAAUAAUUGUCAGGAAAAUUGCCAGGCGUUUAGGAAUUUGUUAAGAAGUUGUCGUCUUUAUACGGUACAUGUGAGAAAAUCAGGUGAGACAACUGGAACAAUCAAGAUUACAACCCUGACGGAGCAGAUACUAGCGGGAUACCGAGGUUAGUGCAGCUGUAAGCAACCAAGGAUGGCUCACCUUAGUGUGUGGUGUGUGGGAACUCGACUGAGUGUCCUUCUACUGGUCGUCUGCAGCAUACUGGUCCCCUCGCCUACACAUGCCUAUAUAUAUGCUCAUUAUAGCAAUAUGACUUCCAUGUUGUUUGAGGACCUACCUGCCUUGUUUGGAUCUCCGCUUCCUAAGGAUGGGUUAAUGGGAGUUUUGGUGGUGUCCCGUCCACUUAAUGGCUGUGCACCAAUAGACCCUCCUCCUCCACUGCCACCAUCCUUUGAUGCCAACACCACCAAAUUUGUCGCUCUCAUCAGACGCUAUGAUUGCAAUUUUGAUAUAAAGGUUUUACAUGCGCAGCAAGCUGGAUACAGUGCUGCAAUUGUUCACAACAUGUAUUCAGAGACUCUGCUCAAUAUGAACUAUAGCAAUGAGACUAUUGCAGAGCAGAUUGUGAUCCCCUCUGUAUUUACCAGCUACUAUGCUUCCGAAAUCUUCAGGAAAUUCAUAAUUCCAGAGCAAGGGGCCUAUGUGAUCCUCAAGCCAGAGUUUGCAUUUCCACUGUCAUACUACCUUAUUCCCUUCACGGGAGUAGUAGGCAUGAUUAUUCUUGUGAUGUGUGUCGUCUUGAUUAUUCGUUGUGUACAGUACAGAAAAAGGCUGAGGAAAAAUCGUUUGUCCAAGGAACAACUGAAGCGGAUCCCAACACACAGGUUCAGUAAAGGAGAUGAUUAUGACGUGUGUGCAAUCUGUCUGGAUGAGUAUGAAGAAGGAGACAAGCUGCGAGUUCUACCUUGUUCACAUGCGUACCACUGCAAAUGUGUGGACCCGUGGCUCACACAGACCAAGAAGACGUGCCCUGUGUGCAAACAGCGCGUCACCCGGAACACCACGGAGCACUCAGAGUCCGAAUCCGAGGAGGAGGCUGGAGGACGUGGAGAGGAAGAAGGAACGGAGGGCGAUGCAGACUCGGAGCGCACUCCUCUGCUUCGACCCUCCAACCCAGGGUCCCCCUUAGGAAGCCCAGGGGCCUAUUCUGCCACCACCACCACUACUGCCCAGUGCCUCACCUCCCCCGUACGCUGCGACUCACCCAUCCUGGGCUACGAAGGCUACUUCUCCCCGCAGGAGGAAACGGACUCAGAAAGCGAUGGAGAGGACAGGCACCACACCAAUGAUGACACUGCUCAGCUGAUUGGUAGGGAUCGAGUGGAUGUCUGAUGGCCGGAACUUAGCUGCAAUGAGAUUACUCUUAGUUUAACCUAAAAAUGGUCUUUCUAUCUUGAAGUGUGCUGUUAUCGCACAUUACUUUAAAAUAGUUUGCAGAUUUAUUGGGACACUUAGGAUACUUGCCACAUUUGUUGAUUGUAGCAGAAUCUUUGACCCAAUAUCCAGAGGAGGUCUACUUUAAGUGUCAAAGCACAUGCAGAUCUUCUAUUGAUCAGUUUUUAACAAAAUCUACAUGUCGAACAUCAGUCUACACAAAUUCACUCCUGUACUGUUGUCUGUAGACAUACUUUUCGAUGCACGGUGUAAUUUAUAACUCGAUCACGCCACUCGACUUGACCUAAUCACUAGUGCUGCACAAGGUGAAUGGGCCACUUCAAUGUCUUUUUAAGCAAGAGUAUGAUUCCUGUAGAUGAAGCCUGUGUUGUCAAAGUUAUCAUGCUUAAAGUUGAUCUUCAACGUACUCCGUUAGGUUUAAGCAACGUUAGUCCACUUUUAAGGUCCUAUGUUGUCUUAACAAUAAUCGUUUUAUACCUGACACUCCUUUCCCCUAAAAUGUUUGUCUUCGUUUUGAUUUUUUAAUAGCUCCAGUGCUUAUUUCGAACAUUUUUAAAUUACGUUUCAGUUUUUGAAAUCUAAUUUUUUUUCUCAAAUUUAACAGUAAAUUAUGCUAUAGUAGAACCUUGCAAAGAUGUUAUACAUUUCUGCUGCUUUUACAUUGUUACUGAUAGUACUGUGUGGACUGUUUAAGAAAAGUAUUUUUAGCUUUAUCCAGUUUGUCAAGUUGAACAAACUCAGGUUCAUAGCAAACAAAAAAAAAAAAUAUAGAGGUCAAACGAAUAACAUAGUGAGAAAAUGAUGGGUUUUGGUCUUGUGAUCUGUCUUAGAUUUUUGCUUUUCUUUGAAUCUGUAAAAUGUAGAUUGAUGAAUAUUUAAUAGCUUUUUUCCCAUUUUUAUAUACUGUUUAACUGAAUGAUAACAUGAUAAAUUGUGGGACUCGGAGGGUGUUUUUAAGAAAAAGAGCAUUGCCUUACAUUGGCCUUGUUGUACAUGUGUAUGUUUAAUGUUUAGAAAUUGACACAACAGGAUUGACACUUCUUUCCCCCCCCCCCGCUUGUUGAACUGUAUUUAAUACUGCUGGUUAGAAAAGCUUAUAUGUUGUAGCUUGAUCUGAAAACCUGCUCCGCAUUUGUUUGUCCAGUGUCAAGAAAGAGAAGGCCUGUGUUUUCACAUGUUAAGCGCUAGUGAUGAUAGAGCUAGUCGGCACCGUCAUGCUUGAUUUGCACCUGAAAACUUGGACAAUAUCAGCAGCCGUCAAACAAGAUGCAGUUUGUUCCUCUACUGUAUGAGGUGGCCUGGGUGGAGUAUGUGCUGUUGAUUUAUAUAAAUACAAAUAGACACCUUAAAAGUAGUUCUGGCCAAACUGCUUCACACCUCCAAACACACACACUUUUUACAUGGGCACUAACUGUACAGCAUGAUGACUUAAAGUACUUUACACCUUUACCCAUACUUUUAUAUUGACAUGGAUGGAGCUGUACAGGAAAUCAGAACUGCAAUUUAAGCUUACUGCCAUCUGUAAUGAAAAUUAUUGUGCAAUUAUUUAGGAUUUUUUGUCAGUUAGUAUGACAUAUCCUACUUUAUCAUCUCAGCAUGAAACUAAACUUCCUCUUUCAGCAGAUGAAGGAUGAAACUUAUCUGUCCAGACCCCACUACUGCAGAUAAUGAUGAAUGGAAAUCGCUGCACAUGGUGUAUGUAAUUCUGUGUCUGAGGAUUAGUUUUCAAUAAGUUGCAUUUAGAUGUUGGAGGUUGAAAAGGGGAAUCAGCAGGACUGUAAAAUCAUAACAUUCCACCUUUAUAUUUUACUGCUGAUUGACUAAAGGACUCCACAUUAUUAAGAUUUGAUUGGGACUUGUUGGCAAUAGUCUUUAUUGUAAAAUAGAACCGCUGUUUUCCUACUUACAAUAUGCUUCAACUAUCUUUUGUACUGUACCUUUUUUUCUCUAUGUCUCAGUUUUAGAGACUGUUGUAAAACACAUGAAAAUAAUACCUGUUUUUUUUCAUUUUUCUGUUUUCUUUUAGAAUGUGCCUAGAUUAUUAAACUUAAUAAAUGUACAGUGUCAAGUAUAAUUUUUGGUGUAUAAAGCAGGAUUGAGAAUCUUUAGGAUGUCUAAACACAGUCUGUGGAAAGCUGCAUUUUACGUGUGAUUCGUGGAAGAUUAAAUGGCAUUGAAAUGUGACUGUGCUGUUAGUUUAGGUGAGAAAAUGUAAGUACAACUUCUUGACAAGGUUUAUUGAAGUACAUGAUGAUUCUUAAUAAAGCCACUAUGACGAAAAUUGUUACAAA
Molecule: messenger RNA, 4005 nt
Organism: Amphiprion ocellaris (clown anemonefish)
Lineage: Eukaryota; Metazoa; Chordata; Actinopteri; Pomacentridae
Gene: rnf167
Product: ring finger protein 167
Exons: 10
Coding region: 452-1651 (399 amino acids)
Biological process (GO): protein ubiquitination; positive regulation of DNA-templated transcription; ubiquitin-dependent protein catabolic process
Cellular component (GO): nucleoplasm; cytoplasm
Molecular function (GO): ubiquitin protein ligase activity
Source: RefSeq, a predicted model, not a curated record